AUGUCGGACCAAGCCGAUGCUCCGGUCUUUGGCGCUUUCAGUUCGCUGCUAGGUUACGUUGGGGGGCAAGCUGCCACCAGCGCGAUCUUCGAGAGGUUUCUUUGGCCUCAGCGGAAUUUCUCAUCGUUUUCCAUUUACGACAUGCCGCGACUAGCAUGUUUGUACUCUAUGGCAGGCCCUAUUGGGUCAAUUGCUCUCGAGGUCAUCGACACUGCAUAUAAGAAUGGACUCUUUAGCGGUGCUGUACAGGGUCAUAUGCUUGGAACACACUUUUACCGCGACCUUGAAUGGACCUAUACUUUGCACGCCUGCGGAGGAGAAUCUGAGAGGGAAUCGCAAAUCCGAAACUGCCUUUGGGUCCAGGCCCUACUCAACAUGCCUCUCCCAACCAUCAAAGAGCCCUCAAUCCGACAACCAAAUGACACCGAGAGCGGCAAAGUCACUGAAGAAAAAGCGAAACCAGUGCGCGCAAGAGUUGCCGUUAGCCACUUAGUGCUCUCAAAAGCUACAGACGAAGACCUUGGUAACUCCAAGGUCCCUUUCAUUUCGGAAGAGAUCAAGCGUGUUGACUUGCUCUGCUUGGUGGAGAUUAUAUUAACCGAGUGUGUUGGCAUCGGCAUCAUGAUUUGCGUAGCCACAAUCACUCGCUCGCUGUGGAGCAUCAUCUUCAUUAUGCCGCUCAUCCUUCGAAUUAUCGGCACCUUAUUCGCUCUUGAACGUGAGGGUCUAACGCCCUUCCCGGACGCAAUCGACGAUGAACAGACACGGGACUGGGAGAUCAAUUGCCCGGCAAUCGAAGGAAAAUUCAUGUUAAUCACCGGCCCGCCCUCUAUCGUCAACCAGUUCUUUCGUCAUUACGGACAUCCUGUGAGAAAUCGAUUCCGCGAGGUUAUCCAGCUAGCUGUCGUCAUUGCCUUUGGGACUUAUUUCCCAGUGGGGCUCCUUUGUCAAGUCACCUGGAUGCCCGUUUUUGUACAGUACAUCUGGACAGUUUGGCAAGUCUGGCAAGUCUUGGUCAUGCAUUUCGAUCGAUAUACCCAAAGAGGGACCAGCCGCACGACUACAGAUGCCGCUAUCGCAGCGAAGUUAUUCAAGAGUUUCCAAACUGGUGACUCUGACAGAGUUUUCGCAAGCGAUAUCCUGUUUGGGCAGAGGAGAAACGGACCUGCUGUUGUAAAAGCCAGUUUAUCAUUGACAGUGGCGGAUAGCUAUGCAGACGGAAAGAAAGUUUUGAAGAGCAAGAUUGGGAAAUGA
This is a messenger RNA of Colletotrichum paranaense, 1254 nucleotides long. RefSeq lists its product as uncharacterized. Lineage: Eukaryota; Fungi; Ascomycota; Sordariomycetes; Glomerellales; Glomerellaceae. The transcript has a single exon. The coding region runs from base 1 to 1254 and encodes 417 amino acids. The record is from RefSeq and is a predicted model, not a curated record.